GCAGUCACCGGCUGCACCACGUCUUGGAGGCGCAGUUCUGUGUGUUACCUCAUAUACACGAAUACUGACGCGAGUGUGAACACGUUUAGAUUCCCCGGGUCAUGAUCCUGGAAAAUUAGAGGAAUCAACCAGACAAUGAUAGACUACAUGAAUUUAUAAUUGAAUUGAGUUGGAUUGACUUUGGAAUUGUUGAAUUUCAUCCUGGAAGCUUUCGACUAUUGCUGAAUUGGGGGUGAAUGGAAGUGAUAAUAUAUUCUGAUAUUACGAAAGUGUAAUUUCGAAGUUUUGUGACGAGCGUGAUGAUGCGAUGAAUAAUAUCCUUUAGAAUCGACAGUGCACUCGAAUUAAUUGAUAUAUAAACAUUUUUUUUGGAUACUGUAAGAAAGACUAAGUGGAUGGACUUAAAAUAUUAAAAAAUAUAUACGAUAUUCCGAUAGAAAUGUGAAUUAUUAUCUAAAAUAUAGAGGGGUCUCAUAAAUUUUAUUAGCUUUCUCAGAGAAUUUAAAUUUGGAUCGAUCGUGGAUCUUAAUGCACUGCCUUAAAAAAAAAAAGAUUCAGAUUAUUUCCUGUCGUAUAUCGUGCUCAUCAAAAAUUAUUACUUGUAUAAAAUUUUUGAUAAAUAUCGAAGAUAAAUAAAAUCGAAUAUAUAUAGAAGAUUUUCCGCUAAUAAUGUGACAAAGUCCAAGAUAAAAGCCCGCUAUGCGAAAGAACGAGUGUCUUCUUCUGGAAAUAAGAAAAAUCUGUCUAAAACUGAUAAUGAUCUCGAAACUUGACAGAUAGAAUAUAGUUCAUGGUGACUUAUUAUUAGUGCGGGUAAUGUGUCAACGAAUUUUUUUCGAAUUCUGACGCCUUUGACUUCUUGGUUGACUCAAAAAUAAACUGCGAGUAAUUAGUGUGAAGUAAUUACUUAUCAUAGCUGAUAAAAUAUUUCAUGGAUAUUUGUUCCGACAAAGAUCGCGAUUAAAACAAAUUUCGAGCAAUAUGAAACUAUCCUGAUCAUAAAUCGCCGAGAAUUUCCGAGUUUAACAAUUAAUGUAGCCGGCAAAUAUAUAUAUCUUUUUUUUUACAAAAGAAGAAAUUAAUUAGCGAGGUCCACAGAAAAGAGGAAAAGAGUGAAAAGUGAUACGUGUCGUACUCUAUUAAAUUAUACAUAGUGCCGAAGAGAAAACUGUAUAGAAUCAUAUGUUUGUCUUGCUACGAACAUUUCCGGGCCAAAUAAAUUUCCAUAAGGCGAGGAUGCCAAGCGCUGACUGAUAACACAUGCCGCGGUGAUAGCUCUCGGUGGGAGAGAAUGUUCCACGGGGGCGGAAGUGGCGGGUACGGCGCAAGUUCCGAUUACCAGCAGUCCCAGCAGCAGCAGCAGCAACAGCACAGCCAGCAGCUCCAGGCACCCGUUUACGUCCCCUCGUCGAGGCCGGCGAUCCCGUCCACGGCGGCGCAGUAUCAUUCCUUCCCCACCUCGCCCUCGCCUGCAUGGGAGAAGACGGCGUCCUGGCAGCACGGAGUGGAGACAUACGCGGCGCAUCACGCGCUCGCCGGUCACGCGAGCGGAACCGCAUCGGCGAUGGGUCCGCACGCCGGUCCGGGUCAUCCGCAUGCGGGACACCCGCACGCGGCGCAUCCGCACUCGACCCUCGCCGCAGCUGCACCCUUCUACGCGCAAAAUGUCGCGAUGAUGUCCUCGUGGCGCGCCUACGACGGCGCCGGCUUCCAACGCGCCUCGCCUUAUGACACCGCGAUGGAUUUUCAAUUCGGUGAGGGUCGCGAGUGCGUGAAUUGCGGCGCGAUAUCGACGCCGCUCUGGCGAAGGGACGGCACUGGCCAUUAUCUCUGCAACGCAUGCGGACUUUAUCACAAGAUGAACGGCAUGAACAGGCCGCUCAUCAAGCCCUCGAAACGCCUGAUGUCGGAAUUUCAGACCGCGACGAGGCGACUCGGGCUGUGCUGCACGAACUGCGGCACCCGCACUACGACGUUGUGGAGGCGCAACAACGAGGGCGAGCCGGUGUGCAACGCUUGCGGGUUGUACUUCAAAUUGCACGGGGUGAAUAGGCCGCUGGCGAUGCGAAAGGACGGUAUACAGACGAGGAAGAGGAAGCCGAAGAAGACCCCAGAGCCGAAUGCCAGAUCUUCUACGGGGGAUCACGAAACCACCACCUCGACUACAUCCUCUCCUUCCACAGACUUAAAGAGCAAUCAGCAACAGCAGCAGCAGCAGCAACAACAACAUCAGAUCGAUGCGUCAAAGUCGUCGGGCUCGUCGACAUCGACCGACAGACCUGUUUAUCUUGGGCAUACAUCUCUUCUCGCCACCGGAAGUGUACCUGCUGUGAAAACGGAACCGCGAAGCUGCGACGGCGUCGUUGGCCAGCCGUAUUCGUCUUACUAUCAGCAUCCGCAUCAACUCGCCGCCACGAGCGAGCAUCAGCAGCAGAGCUAUUACGCCACCCAGGAAACGCCCUAUCAUCAUCAGCAUCACGUCACCACUGCGGCGAAAUUACUCGCGUCCUCGUAAUUGUUUAGCGAUCAAAAUCUACUUCCUAGAAUCGCCUCGACAAGUGAAUUCGAACGCAUUGAGCAACGAAGAGACUUUUCCGCAACACGGAUUAGCCAAGUAUUCGCUGAGAAGCUUACAUCACGAAAUAGUGAAUCUAAGAUUGAAGAUUGAUCUGACUUGAAUUAAUCUAUUGGAACGAUUAGGACAAAUGGAAGGAUUCUUCUACGAUACGCAGGACUAGUCAAUGACGGACGCGCAAUUGUUUCAAAAAUUAGAAAAAUCAGUGAUAGCAUUUUUUUGAAACAUUAUAAAUCCAGGAGGAGAAUAUAUUAUUCCUCGAAAAGAUAUAAACAUAUAUAAAACUUUUCGAGAGAAUGAUUACAUCAUACACAGAAAGCUACGCGGACGCUUUGAUGUUUUGAUGAAACGAUUCGAGGAGAGAUAAAAUAUCAAUGUGUCUUAAAGAUUUCGAUUUUAAGCGUGUCAUUAACAGAUAUGAUGUCCUAAUCAGGAGGAGAAUUUGAUCUCUAGUCAAUGACAGGGAUUAUAAAAGAAUUAUUUGAAGGACGACGAUAUUAAAAAUCACUCCACGCUAGUUUAACUAUAAAAUGCUAAUACGAGACGCAGCACAUUUCCAUAUUUAACUACGCGCUUCUUGCGUUCGUUCGCAAUAUCCGAUACAUGUGUAAAUAGCUGAGUUAUAAUAAAAUAAUAUAAUUAGUGCGAGAGAGUGCUUCCUGAUUUGACAAAAGCGUAAAGAUAUACGACUAUUUUUCAGUUUCCUAAUCGAACAGUAGUAUAUCUCGAUUUAUAUAUUGACGAUUAUAGACGAAAAAGAUGUUUAAAUGUCGAAAUAGUUUCUUUAACUUACUUACACCCAUUAUCCAGCACAGUUCCCUCUUCGUUACACAACAAAUGCGCGCUGCACGCACUAUUCAGAGAGUACUUAAUUGUAAAUAAUCCUCAUGGUAAACUCUAUCGCAAUGUUAGAAAUAGAUAUUUUUUCUCGGCAACUCUUUAUCGUUUUAUUUAAUACUAAAAUGAAACUGAAUCAGAAUAGCUGCUUAUAAUAUCUUUCCAUUUUUGACAAAAAUAUAUCAUCCUGUUUAAAUUAUUUUCCUUGAAUAUUCAAAAGAUAUAUUAUUCACCUUAUCUAUCGACAAGCAUGAUAAACAUUGAAUUAUAAAGUCAUAAGAAAUAAGCGAAACAGAGGCAAAAUCGAUUUUUCGAGGUUCAAUAAUGUUAUGAGACUUGUAAUAAUAAUCCUUGCACAAAUACAAUAACGAUUCACUUUGAAGAAUAAAAAUAAGAAGCCUGAUGAGCCAUUCUUAUAAUUUAUUGACUUGUAGCCCGAAGGGCUGCCACGGUUUCCUCAAGCAUACGUUUAGUUAAUCAAGAGAAUGUGAAUCUUUGUGUAUAGUUCCUCUAUAACUUACUUUUGCGAUGCGCAAUAAAUAAUUUUAUCCACUUAAGACGAGGAAAGUUGCGUUUCCUUCCGAACUGGGGAAAGAGAAAACCUAUUUGAAAUAAACUCGCGAAAAGUUAAUGAAAAAUAUAAAUCACAAUCAUGUUAUACUUGUACAGUUGUGAUUAAAAUUUCCGCAAAUUGUUCACACACAUGAACUUUUGACAAUGAACUAUGGACAAAUAAAUUAUUGAAGCAAUAUGACAGUGCUAUAAAUACAUAAUACGCAAUUGAUGGUGAUAUUUCUUCGAAGGCAAACGAGGACACUCAAUUAUUUAUACGUAUCCGAAAGUUAGAAGCAUAACUUUAAACGACUUUGUACAAUAACGCACGUAAUAUUAUUUGUAAAAUCCGAUGCGUUUCUGACAUAUCUUUUUAAUUGUAUUGCUGAUAA
Molecule: messenger RNA, 4356 nt
Organism: Formica exsecta
Lineage: Eukaryota; Metazoa; Arthropoda; Insecta; Hymenoptera; Formicidae
Product: GATA-binding factor A-like
Exons: 6
Coding region: 1292-2515 (407 amino acids)
Biological process (GO): cell fate commitment; positive regulation of transcription by RNA polymerase II; negative regulation of transcription by RNA polymerase II
Molecular function (GO): zinc ion binding; DNA-binding transcription factor activity, RNA polymerase II-specific; RNA polymerase II cis-regulatory region sequence-specific DNA binding
Source: RefSeq, a predicted model, not a curated record